Messenger RNA from Copidosoma floridanum, 1100 nucleotides. RefSeq names its product heparan sulfate 2-O-sulfotransferase 1. Gene Ontology annotation, cellular component: membrane. NCBI's taxonomy places the organism in Eukaryota, Metazoa, Arthropoda, Insecta, Hymenoptera, Encyrtidae. The record is from RefSeq and is a predicted model, not a curated record. Gene Ontology annotation, molecular function: heparan sulfate 2-sulfotransferase activity.
UGCUACAAUGUUACUUAGAACUUUUUCGUUUCAAUGGGUUUAUUUGGUGUUGUUCGCUUUCAUCGCAAUUUAUGUUAACAUACGCUUAAACUACCUGGAGGAAACAAAUGAAAAUCUACAAAAUGCACUUCAACAGCUCAAAGCUGAAAUUAAAAACAACCCAACGCCGGAGUCUAAGACACAGACACAUCCGCUAUCAAAGGACGACUCUUACGUCGUGAUAUACAACAGAGUUCCAAAAACGGGCUCUACAAGUUUUGUCGGUGUUAUUUAUGACUUGUGUAAAAAAAACAAGUACCACGCACUUCAUAUAAACAUUACAAACAAUAUGCACACUCUCAUGCCUGCUAAUCAAAUGCAAUUUGUUCGUAAUAUAAGUUACUGGGAUUCCAUGAAACCGGCAUUUUAUCAUGGUCACAUAGCUUUUUUGAAUUUUCAAAAAUUCGGCUUUGACAAUAGACCACUGUACAUAAAUAUACUGCGUAAGCCACUAGAUAGAUUUGUAUCCUACUACUAUUUCUUAAGAUACGGAGAUAACUUUAGACCUCACUUAAUUAGAAGAAAGCAUGGAGAUACCAAAACUUUUGAUGAGUGCAUCAAUGCUGGGCAAGCAGAUUGUGAUCCUAACAAUAUGUGGCUUCAAAUCCCUUUUCUUUGCGGGCAUGAUCCAGCUUGCUGGGAAGUUGGUAAUCAAUGGGCUUUAGAAGAAGCAAAAAGAAAUCUUCAGAGGCAUUAUCUUAUUGUGGGUGUUACUGAGGAGUUAUCAGAUUUUAUACUGGUUCUUCAAUCAAUUUUGCCGAGAUUUUUCAAGGGUGCUCAUAAUCUCUUUUUGCAUAAUAAUAAGUCUCACUUGAGACAAACUACACAAAAGAUUGAGCCACUUCCAGAAACAGUGAAAAAAAUACAAAAAACUGUAGUUUGGAAGAUGGAAAACGAACUUUACAAUUAUGCCUUAUCUCAAUUCCAUGCUCUAAAAAGACGUGUCAUAAACGCUUCUGUGCAAGAUGUUAAUCAGCGUUUUUUCUAUGAAAAAAUUAGACCAAAGUAGGUAGACUUUUUUACCCACUGAUUUGAUUUUUACAAAAUUUUCAUGUAUUGAA